UUGAGACCAGAGGCACUGGAAUGCCACCAUCGUUGUGUUUUCAAGAGACGUGACAAAAACGCAGAGACAAGAUGGGCUGCAGCUUCAGUAAAGAGAACUGGUGCUUCUCUCUGACCUGCUGCUUCUGCAUGAGAGAUCGUCCUGCUUGCUACUGGAUCGGAGGAGUGGGACUGGUAUGGGGAGGUUUUGCCACCUUAUUUGACUUCAUCUCUGCCAACCUUCCCAACGUCUACUGCACACGCUGUAUCGACUACAACCUAAACCAUUACCUCGGUCUAACUAGCGGGGGAAUCAACGCAAUACAAUGGGUCAUGAGCUGUUUCCUCAUUCACGGCGCAAGGAAGGAGAUCAGAUGGAUGGUGGGCGUGUGGCUCGCGUGGGCGACUGUGAGCAUCGUCAUGCAGCUCCUGUGGUUCUGCAUCACGCUCCCCUACACCCCCUCCGUCAGGGGGUUCGCCUCCUUCUUCCAGCUGGUUUGGGGGAUCCACUACUUUAUUGUGAUCAAGACACACUUCACCAGGAUGUCGCUCACAUUCACGCCCCCUGAGGAGCCCCUGAAACUCGUCCCGCCCAACUCUCCCACAAAGAAGCACCGACGCCACAAGCGCAGGAUCGACCAGACAACCCAGCCGCCCAUCCGCACGCUUCUAGGGGCGGCCAUCAAGAUCCAGGGGGAAGUCCUGAAGAGGCAGGAGGAGGGAGGAACCAUCGAGAUCCUGGCUGCGGGGGAGGAGGAGGACGAGGAGUCGGAGGUGGAGGUGCUGGUGGUGAGGAGGACGUCGAGAGGAGGAGGAGAGGAGGAAGGGAGAAGGAGGGAGAGGAGGGAGGAAGGAGAAGGAGAGGAGGGAUGGAGGGAGAGAAGGAAGAGGAGAUGGAAGGAAUGGAGAAGGAGGAAUAAACCAAGUGGAGGAGUUUGAGCUCCAGCCAAUAGGCGCGAGGCAAGCAGAAGAAGGAGGAAGAGCAAAAGACGCGAGAGAAGAGGGCGACGAAGGAAACGAAAGAAGGAAAGAGGGAAAAGCAAGAGCCACGAGAAGCGGAAGAGGAAGGAGAAGAAGCGCAUCGACGGACGAAGAGGACGCGUUCGAAACCGAUGGCGCGAAAGAGAAAAGAAGGAAGAAGAAGAAGGAGAAAAAACGCAAAAGGCGCGAAAAGGCGAACGAUGAGGAGGAGGAGGGAAAAAAGAAAGAAAACGACAGUAAAGCGAAAGAGAGAAAGGAACAAGAAAGAAGAAAAACAGAAGAGAGAAAUGCCGGGCGAGAGGAGAUGGGACACGAAGAAGGCGACAGCGAAGAAGAAAGGAAGGAAAGGAAAGAAAAACAUAAGCAAAGAAAAGAAGAAUCCAAGAAAAGGAAGAAGAGAAGAGAAGAUGAGAACAAAGGAGAAACAAGAGAUGAAUGCAGCGGAUCAGAGAACCCGAGGCCCCCGCGCGACGAACGAGGUCAAGGUCACGUAGCAGUGACCAUAGAGGACCCGAGCGACACUCCUUCGGGCAAGAGGGAGAGCGGAGGGGCGCCGCAUCGAGGGAGAGGGAGACUGAGGGUCAGGCUGGAUAGCUUGGAGAGUGCGGCUAGGAGGAUCAGGCGGCACAGCGAGGGAGCCAUGAGUUCGAGGACGAGGCGGGGGAGUGAAGGGAACGCGGGUUCGAGGGCGAGGCGGAGUAGCGAGGGGAGCGUGAGUUCGAGGACGAGGCGGAAUAGCGAGGGGAGCGUGAGUUCGAGGGCGAGGCGGAGCAGCGAGGGGAGCGUGGGCGUGAGGUUCCGGCGCGAGAGCGAGGAGAGCGCGGGCGUGUGCCUGGAGCCCCGAGGCCCUCCUUCGCCCGUCUCGCCCAGCCACGCCGACGUCAUGGUGCACUGGAAGCUCGAGAUGCCGCAGGAGGACGACCCGGAGACGUCGUCGGAAGCGAGCCUGUCCCCCUCGCCGCCGCCGGUCCGCCCGCCCCAGCGACGCCCUCGAGAGGAUCCUGCGGCCGUGGAUGGGCGUCGCCGUCCGCCCUCUUCGCCCACGGACACGGGGGUAUUCGCUCGCACGCCCAACGAGGAGGGAAAGCGAGAGAAAUUCCGGAUAAUCGAAGUGAAGAGGAAGAGCCAGACGAUCCCCGGGGAACCGCGAGCCAAGACCUGCAGUCGUAGGACUUCGUACAAGCUCGCGGUCGGGUCGCCGGAUACCCAGGAGACGGAAAUCGUGUGACGUCGCUGACUCUCCUGGGACUUCGGUUGGCGAGAGACCAUGAAGCAAAGUCGCCUGAAAUUCAUAGAAACAAUAUCGUAUCCGGCUUCAAACAACUCCGUAUAUGCAACACUAUCUACUGUAAUAAUUAUGGACCAUGGAAAGAACGCAAUAAAUAAACAGAUUCGCAUGU
Molecule: messenger RNA, 2359 nt
Organism: Penaeus vannamei (Pacific white shrimp)
Lineage: Eukaryota; Metazoa; Arthropoda; Malacostraca; Decapoda; Penaeidae
Source: RefSeq, a predicted model, not a curated record